AGUGGAUUAGAUAUAGUUUAAAGACCCUAAGAAUUGGAGGCUAUCGAAAACAGCGCGACUGCCGAUGUAAGAAGAAGAAGCACAGCGAGUGGGGCAGCCAAAGCAACGAGAGUCACACGCACGCACACAGCCACACAAAUUACGUGCAGAGCGCAAUCUAUUCCCCCAUUUUCCACCGAAAAUAAAGCACGGCAGGCGGAAAAGCAGCCAAAUUGCGACGCAUUUUGCAGAGCAGAGCAACACUAACCGUUGGAAAUUGAAAAGAAAACUCCGGAAGAAGAAGAACGUCGAAGGGGAGCCACACAACAAUAACUUUGCAGAUCAGCAGAGCAAGAAGAAGCAGCGGCAGGCCAGCUGAGAAGUGAAGCGAAGAGGCAGGGGCGCGCGCAGAGGGAGAUCAGAUCAGGAGCAGCGGCUGCAGGGGGCGAGGAAGCGGAAGGAACAGAGACGUAGAGGCGGCGGGGAGCAGCCACCAUGAGCAUGGUGCGGCGGAUUAUCCUGCUGGGCCCCAAAUACAGUGUCUGGGCAAAGGGAAGCGGAGUUGGUCAAACACAGCGCUCGGCAAGAUGCGUUAUCCUGAGCGCAGACAAUGCGGAGGACAGCAACUGGGGCGUCCGACGCUUUCACCUGGCCACGCGGAACUGUGCGGCCAAUCGACUGAUGAGACUAGAGCCCGCGAUGGCCAUCCCGGCGUACAUUGACAUCACCAACGCCACGUCAAGAACGCCAGAGGACUCCAGCGACAGCGGCAGUGGAGCCAGUUCGUCGGGGGGCAGUGGAGCCAAGAGUCCCGGCGGCGGCGGUGGAGCAGGAUCUGGAGCAAGCACGACCAGUGGCGCCGAUCCGCCGGGCGGCGGCAGUGACAAGUUCCUCUCGUGCCCCAAAUGCGGCAGCGCCUGCACCCAGGUGGAGACCUUUGUGAGCUCCACGCGGUUCGUCAAGUGUGCCAAGUGCAACUACUUCUUUGUGGUGCUGUCCGAGGUGGAGACCAAGCAGCGCACCAAGGACGAGCCCAAGAACCAGCGCAAGCCACCUCCGCCGCCGCAAAAGAUCAUGGAGUAUCUGGACAAGCAUGUGGUGGGCCAGGACUUUGCCAAGAAGGUGCUGGCGGUGGCUGUGUACAAUCACUACAAGCGCAUCCACCACAAUCUGCCGCAGCUGCAACAGCAGGGCGGAGGAGCAGGUGGUGGCUCCGGAGGCGGCCUGGACGGCGUUCCCCGUCCCGAUCUGCUACACAUUACAGGGAUCGGUCACACGCUGAACAGCUCGCCGGGCAAUGAACUCCCUCCCAAAUCCCCUGCCCAAAUGGGCCUAGGUGGCGGCAUGGGCGGUCCCGGACUUGGCGGCGGACUCACCGGCGGAGCAUCCAGCAAUUCCCGUGGCGGUGGCGACCACAGAACCGGAUCGGAAAUACUUGACCGGCAGUCCACGGAUGUCAAGCUGGAGAAGAGCAACAUCAUCAUGCUGGGCCCAACGGGAUCCGGCAAAACGCUGAUCGCCCAGACGAUCGCCAAGUGCCUGGACGUGCCCUUCGCCAUCUGUGACUGCACCACGCUCACUCAGGCGGGCUACGUGGGCGAGGACAUCGAGAGCGUCAUCUCAAAGCUGCUCCAGGAUGCCAACUACAACGUGGAGCGCGCUCAGACAGGCAUUGUCUUCCUCGACGAGGUGGACAAGAUCGGUGCCGUGCCUGGAAUCCACCAGCUGCGCGACGUUGGCGGCGAGGGCGUCCAGCAGGGCAUGCUGAAGAUGCUCGAGGGCACAGUGGUCAACGUCCCAGAGCGCAACUCCCCGCGCAAGCUUCGUGGCGAGACGGUCCAGGUGGACACCACAAACAUCCUGUUCGUAGCCUCUGGUGCUUACACGGGACUGGAUAGGCUAAUCGCACGUCGCCUUAACGAGAAGUAUUUGGGUUUCGGCAUGCCUUCGACCAGCGGAUCCGGCCGUCGUGCAGCUCAAUCUGCCGCCAGUCCCAUGGACAACGAUCAGGAGGAGCGUGAUAAAUGCCUGACCAAAGUGCAGGCUCGUGAUCUCGUAGAGUUCGGCAUGAUACCGGAAUUCGUUGGCCGUUUCCCGGUUAUCGUGCCCUUCCACAGUUUGAACGUCAGCAUGUUGGUGCGCAUCCUCACCGAACCACGAAACGCUCUAGUGCCGCAGUACAAGGCACUGCUGGGCCUGGAUGAGGUGGAUCUUACCUUCACCGAGGAUGCGGUCAAGUCGAUUGCCCAGCUGGCGAUGGAGAGGCAUACGGGAGCUCGUGGACUGCGCUCAAUAAUGGAGCAACUGCUGCUGGAUCCCAUGUUCAUAGUGCCCGGUUCAGACAUUCGGGGGGUGCACAUAACCGCCGAUUAUGUCAAGGGCAGCUCCUCACCCGAAUACAGCCGUGAUGCGGACGCCCCGGCAUCCGGAAGCGUUGCCACGGACUCCGAUACCACAACCGAUAAUGAUAAGAACUUUGAGAAUAGUGAGAAAAUCCCCACCUCGAACCCCAUCACUCUGUAAAAUAUGACCCGCUGAGGAGUGAACGAAGGCUCCCGAAUAUAUUUAUAAUGAAUAUCCUCAAUCCCAUAUGCAUCUGUGAUUCAUAAUCGACGAGCAGCGCAAUCUAUAGAGCCCGAAGCAAUUGUAAGUGGAAUAACACGUCCUAAUGAGAAUGUUAGAAUGAAUAAAAAGCCACACUUUUUUAAACAUAAGAUCGGAAAUCUGCAAUGUUGGCAGCGAUGUGGUCAAGGUCUGUACCUAUUGGCGCUAGGAUCCUCUCUUGCAUAUACCAAUUAUAUAUACAAACGUAAACAUAUAUUUAGGCAAAUUUUGCGUAGUCUAAACUGAGUUUCUAAAUGAGUUCUGGUAGCGUUGUAAAGAUGACAAACGAGAAGCACGUUCUACUUUUAACUAAUUUAAGUUGAAAAAUCAAAUUUUUAAAAUACAAAAUUAAUAAAAAAAAUGAAACAAAUUUA
Molecule: messenger RNA, 2957 nt
Organism: Drosophila takahashii
Lineage: Eukaryota; Metazoa; Arthropoda; Insecta; Diptera; Drosophilidae
Gene: ClpX
Product: Caseinolytic protease chaperone subunit
Biological process (GO): protein folding
Cellular component (GO): mitochondrial matrix
Molecular function (GO): protein dimerization activity; ATP-dependent protein folding chaperone; ATP hydrolysis activity
Source: RefSeq, a predicted model, not a curated record